This is a messenger RNA of Ruditapes philippinarum (Manila clam), 974 nucleotides long. Its product is annotated as neurogenic locus Notch protein-like. The record is from RefSeq and is a predicted model, not a curated record. NCBI's taxonomy places the organism in Eukaryota, Metazoa, Mollusca, Bivalvia, Venerida, Veneridae. The transcript is spliced from 8 exons. The coding region runs from base 84 to 929 and encodes 281 amino acids.
GAUCAAAUGCAUGACGUUGCUUUAAUGUAUAUAGACUUAGUCGUGAUUUUCGAAACCAAAGAUCUUACACUUUUGUUCUGAAGAUGUGGCAAAAUUGUAUGUCAGCACUUUUGGUAGUCACUGUGUUUGGUUGCUUAUGUUUGGUAGCUGGAACCGAGAGCGAUAAGGAUAGAAGAUUUAUCAUCAGCGGACAUUCCAACAGCACGCAUGCACCAGAUCUUGUGACCUCAAACCAUACUAAUUGCACACAUCGCCAUUGCUAUAACGGUUAUUGCGUGCAGGAUUCGCAACAGGCGGCACACUGCAAUUGUUAUGCUGGAUGGACAGGAUUACUAUGCUAUAGAAGAAUAACGUCCACAGAACCAGGUUCAGGACCACUAGACCAUUGCAAUAAUCUCUGUGGUGAACAUGCACAUUGUACAAUGCACAAAUUACCUGAUGGAUCGGAGCAUUGGAGGUGUACUUGUGAUCAUGGAUGGCACGGGAGGCGCUGUAAUCAUCAAACCAUUACGGCAUUUACAGCAGUUCUUUAUAGCUGUGACCAUAUCAAAACCAUUGUGGCUCUGGCUUAUCAGACACCCGUUUCUAACCCGAAUGCUGCAGUAUGUUCCCAAGGUCAGCACACAUCUCACGAAGCUUUUGUUCUCACGGAAUGUGAUGUACCGAAAACUCCAGCCACGUGGUCACAGGGACUUAAUGUAAUGUCAAGUUGUGCAAGGUCAAAUCCUAUACCUGACAAUACACUUAUAGCAAGCUUUGACCAUGGAAUUUACUCGUCAGAUGACAGUCUCUCUGGGAUAUUUCUCGGAUGUACACGUGAUGGGUUUAAGAUUGCGUACCAAACAUGCGGACAGUCGCCUGAAAUAACCGAAAUUCGGCUUGGGGAAAGCUUCAACCGAAAUCCAAACAACUUCUAUGCGAUAUCAUAAAUAUAUCAAUUCACUGAACAUGUCAAUAAAUUUGUAACUUAUAAA